AUGUUCUCGCCGCUGUCUUGCGACGCCUUCGUCGCCCCGCAGGGCCCGUGCCAUGUGCGCCUGCUGAAUGGUGUUGCCUUCCCGGCAUACGUGCUUUUCUGUGAUCCGGAAACCGGUUGCAUUGGCUGCCUUGUGCCGAGCGAGGCCGCUGCUUGGAAUCUUCGCCUGGUUCCGCGGACCGCCCUCGUUCAGGUGGAUGCCAUGGCGCCCGGUGGUGACAUGCCCUGCCCGCCGGCCGAGCUCCUGACCGCGCUGCAUGGCCUCUCUCGGCGAGGGGUGCGUGACCGGGUGAGCGGCCCGGCCGGGGCCUGUUCGCCGGACCUCUCGGCCGAUGUGGCCACCCUGCACUGCAUGCUCCGUGAGGCCGGUGUCCCGGUCGACCCGCUGCCCGGGGAUUCCUCCUCGGUGGAGAUGUCCCUCUUCGAGGGUCUGGUAACAAUCCGCCUGCUCCGGCCCGUGGCCGAGGCCCUGCAAGCGGGCGGCCCAGACGCCCUGCGGCAAACGUUCCUGGUGAAGGCGGCCUCGCCGUCGUUGGAUGUGCGCGCGCACCAGCUCCUGGCAUCGACUCUUCUCUCGGGUGCCGGGCGCUUCGGGCCGAAGUAG
This is a messenger RNA of Fonticula alba, 603 nucleotides long. RefSeq lists its product as hypothetical. Lineage: Eukaryota; Rotosphaerida; Fonticulaceae. The record is from RefSeq and is a predicted model, not a curated record. Bases 1 to 603 code for a protein of 200 amino acids. The transcript is spliced from 4 exons.